Messenger RNA from Tigriopus californicus, 1340 nucleotides. It is a transcript of the gene TfIIEbeta, whose product is annotated as transcription initiation factor IIE subunit beta-like. The record is from RefSeq and is a predicted model, not a curated record. Bases 108 to 1013 code for a protein of 301 amino acids. The transcript has a single exon. NCBI's taxonomy places the organism in Eukaryota, Metazoa, Arthropoda, Copepoda, Harpacticoida, Harpacticidae. Gene Ontology annotation, cellular component: transcription factor TFIIE complex. Gene Ontology annotation, biological process: transcription initiation at RNA polymerase II promoter.
GGUCCCUGGGAAGACAGGAAAACAACAACAACACACCACAUCAAUCAACCAGAAGAAGAGAAUCACGGGCAAAUAGAGUCGGCGGCGGGUUCUUACUCACCCUCAUCAUGGAUUCAGAGUUGCUUCGCGAGCGCGAGGCCUUCAAGAAACGGGCCAUGGCCAUGCCCGUGGUGGAGAACAAACGGGCCGCCCUCUCGUCGGAUGGGGCGGGGGACUCGCACAAGAAGAAGACCUCCGCCCUGGGCGCGCUCAGUCAGAGCGCCAAGGCCAAGCUCGAGAUGAACAAGAUGAAGUCCAUGAUGGCCUCGUCCGGAGGCGGCGGGGGCAGCAGCAAAUAUCGAUUCGGGGUCCUGGCCAAGAUCGUCCGCCAUAUGAAGAACCGACACAUGGAGGGCAUGGAUCACCCGCUCAAUCUGGAAGAGAUCCUCGACGAAACCAACCAACUGGACGCCAGCACCAAAGUCCGACAAUGGCUGGCCAACGAGUCGCUCAAAGAUAACCCCAAGCUCAGGGCCUUUCCCGAUGGGACGUACCUCUUCAAACCGCCCUACGAUAUCACCAACAAGAAGGGCCUGGUCAAGCUGCUCAGGCAGCACGAUCUCCGCGGUUUGGGCGGUAUCUUUCUCGAGGACAUUCAAGAAUCUUUGGCCAAAAGCGAAAAGUUCAUCCGACAACUCACCGAAGAGAACAAGAUCAUCAUCAUCAAUCGGUCCAUCGACAAGAAGAAGGUCAUCUUUCACCACGAUCACAACUCGGACUUUCACGUGGACGACGAGUUCCAAAAGCUGUGGCGCUCGGUGGCCGUGGACAGCUUAGAUGAUGCCAAGAUCGACGAGUAUUUAGAGAAGCAGGGCAUUCGCUCCAUGCAGGACCUGGGCGCGAAACGCGUCGCCACCAAGCAUUUGCGCAAGAAGGCCGCCCGAAGGAAGAAUCGCGGCCCCAAGGACAAUGAUCACUUGAAGCACGUGCUCGAGGACUAUAACGAAAUGAGCGUCACCAAACGAGACAAAUGAGGAACUAGAAUGUGAGAAUAUUCUCAUCUCAAUGGCUGGAUAUGGGGUGUUUGUUGACCGUAUGUACGUACAUUCCGAACUCUUUCCCGUUUGGUUGUGCCACUCAAUGCAGGCUCUCCUAUGGUUACCUUACGGGAUAAGAAAUCGCAGUUGUCAGUUGUCCGACACUUGCUGCGGUGCCUUUCACAUUCUGAACAUUGAAUUCGAACCAAUCGAAGUCGCGCUACCAAAUCAAGCUUAAGUUGAAUUUAACUGUUAUUGUCAAUUGCAAGACUUAGCAAUCCUCAUUUCAUAGUCAUAGUGUACCCAAUUAAAGCUUAAACAUGA